This is a messenger RNA of Nothobranchius furzeri (turquoise killifish), 2887 nucleotides long. It is a transcript of the gene atp1b3b, whose product is annotated as ATPase Na+/K+ transporting subunit beta 3b. Gene Ontology annotation, biological process: sodium ion export across plasma membrane; intracellular potassium ion homeostasis; intracellular sodium ion homeostasis. The record is from RefSeq and is a predicted model, not a curated record. Gene Ontology annotation, molecular function: ATPase activator activity. Gene Ontology annotation, cellular component: sodium:potassium-exchanging ATPase complex. NCBI's taxonomy places the organism in Eukaryota, Metazoa, Chordata, Actinopteri, Cyprinodontiformes, Nothobranchiidae.
CAGCAGUCCGUGUGUUGACGUGUGUGUAGGAGAGUGUGUGCGCGCGUGCAUUGUGCGUGUAUGUGUAUGUGCGCGCGCGCGGCUCUAGGCUGAGCAUCGCUGACAAAUCUGACGGAGCGUUUUAACCUCGCUGUUAAUUAGCCCGGCUCGGAUCAGUCCGCCGAACCAGCAUGUCGUCCAACUCCCAGGUCCAGAACCAAGAACCGACCGAAGAGCCGACCAAGGAAACGAACCAGGAGGAGAAAGAGGCGCAGGGGGAGGAGAAGGAUGCUGCGAAGGAGGAGGUGAAGGCGGAGGAGAAGGAGGAUAAAAACGAGGAGCCAAAGGAACAGAAAAAUGAGGAGAAGAAGGAGAAGAAAAAGGAGAAAAAAGAUGAGAAGAAAAAAGACGAGAAUAAGGGUUCCUGCAAAGAUUUUAUCUACAACCCCCGGACCGGAGAGUUUCUGGGCCGAACCGCCAGCAGCUGGGGUCUCAUCCUCCUCUUCUACCUCAUUUUUUACGGCUUUUUGGCGGGGAUGUUUUCUCUAACCAUGUGGGUGAUGCUGCAGACGCUUGAUGAGAACGUUCCACAACAUCAGGACCGACUGCCCAGUCCAGGUUUGGUCAUUCGUCCUCAUGCCAUUGAAAUCUUCUACAACAGAACAAACCCAUCACAAUACGAGCAGUACAUCGGAGAGCUGCACGAUCUCCUGCAGCAUUAUAACGACAGCAUUCAAGAUGGGAAUGACUUGUGUCUGGUGGGCGAAUACACUGAACAAGACAAAGAGCCUGUGAAGAAGGUUUGUCAGUUUAAACGGAGUAUUCUGCGCCAGUGCUCCGGACUGCCGGAUACCAGUUUUGGAUAUGCAGAGGGACAACCCUGCAUCAUCAUCAAGAUGAACCGGGUCAUUGGUCUGAAACCAAAAGGAGACCCCUACAUCAACUGUACUGCCAAGAGAAACACUCCAUUGCCGAUGCUUUAUUUCCCACCUGAGGGUCGCUUGGAUAAGAUGUUUUUCCCGUACUAUGGCAAAAAAGCUCAUUCUGAAUACGUGCAGCCACUCGUAGCUGUCAAGCUGCUGCUAACUAAAGAAGACUUGGACGUGGAGCAGACGGUGGAGUGUAAAGUUGAGGGAUCGGACCUACGCAACAGUGACGAUCGGGACAAGUAUCUGGGUCGUGUCACUUUCCGUGUCAAAGUGUCUCAGUAACCCGAGGAACCAGCUGCCAUGGACAUCAAGAUUUAGCACAGGAAAAAGCUCUAAUUCAGGAACCCUUUUACCCAGACCUGAUCUGCUUCUGCACGCCUGAAUAUGGUUGUUCCUAUUUGAAAACUGACAUCAGAACAAAUGCCGUCUACCUUUACACUGCCAGAACCAUAAUGGCUGCCUCGAUCAACAGUUUACCUGCAGCUAUGUCACCCGUUUAGUUCUGCUCAUCAGAGAAAAGCAUGAACUCAGAGUGAGCGGAGCCGGUUCAGACUCUCGGAACAGAUCAGGUCUGCUGUGGAGGCCCGUGAGCCUGGAGCACAUUGAUGUGUUGACUCUUUGUGUGUAAGUGAUAUAAUAAAAUGUGAUGCCAUACCCUAAGAACCAGGACAGCACAGCAGAAGUCACACUUCACGUUUCAUGGCCCAUCUAGAUGUUCUAUAAUCAGAUGAAUCGGUUUCCACACAGCGAAAGGUCUUACCCCGGCUUUCCACAGCAGCCGUCAGCAGCACGUUACUGCAGCAGCACGUCAUAGCUGCUGAUAGGAACCACUGUGGUCAACAGAACCUUUUCCACUGGAGCCGUCAGCAGCGCGAGUCGGCCGCGUCUCAGGAGCAGCAUGUCGCAGCCUUUACGCGCCGGUUCUAUUUUCUACGCGCGACGCCUCUGAAACGGGUCAAGUUCGACAUUUUUGGGGAAGGAAAGACAGGAAAUGGGACGCGGAAAUGGAGAGAAGCUUCCCGAGAUUUUCAGAAUAAAGAACGUACUGCCUUCCGGUUGCUUUACUUUUAAAAAACGUUACUAACUGUGCGUCCCCGUGAGAAGUUAUCACCUAGCUAGCGGUCUCCUUUGUUUUUCAGGUCCGUAUUGGCGAUUAUAAAACGGACAGAACAUAAAACACAAACCAUGUUGUAAUUUUCUCCUGCUUGUUGUUGUGUUUACUGACGAAGUCACUCGUGUGACUUCGUGCUCGGUCGGUGACAGCUGCUCCCCUGCUGCUUCGCGUCCCGUGGGAAGGGCCAAGCAGCAGCUUACGCGAGCAAGACGUGCUGCUGCAGUAACGUGCUGCUGACGGCUCCCGUGGAAACCCGGGGUUACAGACACGAAGACCAUCUGAUCCCAAACAGCAGACGCCAUGGGAGGGGUGGGGGGUGGGGGGGGGGGGGGCUUGACAUUGUGUUCUUGGGUUUUAAAGGAAUAACAGCCCAAACGACUAUUUCUGCAGUUCGGUUCCCUGCAUGUCGUCUCCGUUUAUUACUGACUGUAAAAACAAACAAAAAUCAAGAAAUGUGAAGUGACUUCCGCUGUGCUGCCCGUCCCUAAUCGUGAAAAACUAUGGAAUGAAAGAUGAAAUUUUUAUCUUAACUCAGUCGUUAUUUUGGCAGAAUUUAGUUAGAUUUUAGUCUAAUUUAUGAGAUCUUAUUCAUCAGGUGUAAUUUCUGUUUAUUAACUUGUACAGUUUUUAAAAUGUGAACUAAGUGUGAUUGUAACAAGUUUUGUGUGGCCAUUGAACAUGAUGGAAUUAGCAUUACGACACCACUGCUGUUUAAAUGUGCUGUGAAAUAUUUGGUUCUAUUCAGAAUAACAGAGAAAUUACUAGUGAGAACAUAAAUAUCUGCAGAAGACGAGAAAAACAACCAACCAAGUCUGCUGAAAUGAAAUGAUCUGCGAUGUAGUCAAUAAAAUCUGGUUUCUUCAAA